AUGAGUAAAAGUUCUAGCGAACAUGCCACUAGAACUGAUAAUUCGUCAGGGUUGGUGGUGGGGCCUCGUGUAUUAGAAAAGUUAACAGCAGGUAGUAUAUUAUUAGUUGGAGUACACAGGGUUGAGAUAAUAGAGUAUCUUGCUGAGGGUGGAUUUGCGCAUAUUUACAAGGUGUCAUUUAUUGAAUAUACAAAUGAAUUGGAUAGGCACCAUUCUGUUCUACAAAGGGGGGAUAUUGCAUGUUUGAAGAGGGUUCAAGUGAAUGAUGAGAACGGCUUAAAUGAGUUGAGGAAUGAGGUUGAGGUUAUGAAGAAACUUAAAGGCUGUGGUAACGUGGUGCAGUAUUAUGAUUCCAAUGCGUCCCGUCAUACAGAUGGUACGCCUGGGUUUGAAGUUUUGUUAUUAAUGGAAUUAUGUUCGAAUGGAUCGUUGUUGGACUAUAUGAAUCAAAGGUUGGCAACGAAGUUAUCUGAACGAGAGGUGCUAAAAAUCAUGUACGAUAUUACUAAGGGUAUUUCGCAUAUGCAUUUUUUGCGUACGCCGUUAAUUCAUAGGGACAUUAAAAUUGAAAAUGUGCUUGUGGAUUCAGCGAACAACUUUAAACUUUGUGAUUUUGGUUCCACUUCCACGUGUCUUCCGGCAGUCAGCACUCACCAGGAAAUUGCGAUGCUAACAAACAACAUUUAUGUUCAUACCACACCACAGUAUAGAUCACCUGAAAUGAUUGAUCUAUAUCGCUGUUUGGCCAUUAAUGAGAAGUCUGAUAUAUGGGCUUUGGGUAUCUUCCUCUACAAGCUUCUAUUCUAUACCACUCCAUUUGAAUUAACUGGUCAAUUCGCCAUCUUGCAUUCGAAAUAUGAUAUUCCUCAAAACAACUUUUCGUCAAAACUAAUUAAUUUGAUCAUAGUUAUGUUGGCGGAAAAUCCCUAUAUUCGUCCUAACAUUUAUCAGAUCCUUUAUCAUAUUUGUUCUAUAAUGGAAUGUGAUGUUCCUAUAGAAGACCACUAUGGACAAGGUCCAUAUGACUUUAACAAGUAUGCUCGGUACCAGGAACGGCUACAAAGGUUGCAAUACGAAAUUUUGGUUAAUCAACAAAAUGCAUACAGAGGUGGCAGUUAUAUUGAUAAGUUGAAUAACCAGUUUGUUGAGAACUUUGAGGUUGCACCUAGACAACCGAUAAGUAUGGCUCAGGGCCCUUUGCCUUCUAUCCAUGGACAUGUUAAUACUGCGCCUACAGUGUCAUCCGCCCCGGUACUGCAACAGUUUCCGUUGAACCAGGGAACAUCAGAGACAAACUCUUCCGAUAUUUUAAAGGGAAGAAUUGAUGAAUAUAAGGACUCUAACCAAAGAUCAUGGCCGAUUUCAGGAGACGGGACACCCUUCAUGGGUUCUGCAAAGGCAGGCAACUUAGAACACCCUAUGGUGCAUAUGCAGGUGGCAAAGCAGGAAGUUCCCACACAGCAUACAGAUCAUUCAGAUCUCUCUGAGUCUUUGUGCACGCCUUCCGAUAUCUCAACGCCGGCUACAGGUACUGGUGCACCAUUUCCUAUGGAACCAAGCAACAACGUACCAAAGACUACGAAGCAAUAUAAAAGCAACAAUCCGUUCCCUAAAAUGGCUAAGCAAGAGUUUGUUCCUGAAAUGUUCCAAAACGAAAAGGAUGAAUCGUUUAUUCGGAAGGACCCAUCCUCUGUUAGUAUUUCUCAGCGGGCGGAUUCUUUAAAGUCUAUCGCACCAAUUGCAGUCCCCAAUUUACCUGCUGUUGCUACACAGCAGAACCAGCAGAAACUGUCUCAUGCAACCCAACCACGACAACUAUCAUCUGAACCACAACAUAUUCAACGGUCAGCAUACCCAAUAUAUUAUAAUGGCCAAUCCGCAGUUUUGCCAUAUCCGUAUUAUGGUGAAAAUUCUUUACAACCCUCUCAAAUUAUACUCGGGCAGCAGCAGCAGCAACAGAAUGAGCAACCUUCACAGAAAUUACAACAAACUCAGCAGCAAAUAAAGCCAAUAAACACUCAAAACUCACAAAAUAUACAGUCUCAAAAUCAGCACACUAUUACUCCACUGUCUCGUAUUACAACAGAGGUUAUAAAAGAUAAAGAAUUAGUACCAUUUGAGUCCCCAGAAAAACCCAAAGACCACCAAUUGGAUCUUACAUACAACCAAGUGAACCUGUCACAUAACAGUCAGGAUUCAAGCCCUAGAGAGCAUGAUGAUGGUAGUUUAGCAUCUGAUGAACCUGCCAGUAGCGUGUUAACGAGCGAAAGUAUCAUCAUUGAAUUGUCUCAGAAGGACGAUCCAACAUCCAAUGGGAGCAAUGAAAUCGCAAGGUCGGUUAAAAAAAAUGAUGUUAACAUUCAAAGUAAACAUAUCUAUCCAAAAAAAGAUGAACAAAUCUCAACACGGCCGGUGAGACGUUCUUUAGAGCUAGACUUUCAGGAAAUUGACUUGUCUGCCUCUCCAUCACCGGGACCAAUUUCCAAAGUGACUUCCAAACUCCCUCCCUCCAACCCGACCAGCAGCUCUGUGGGUAUGAAUUCCAACUGUUCUACAGGAGUUCGCAAGUCGUUUCAAAGACCAAAGAAGUCUUUAGAUAUGGACAGUGUGAAGAAGGAUUCAAAGGACGAGUCCUCGUCUGCACCAUCAAAAAGACGAUCGCUAUUCGGUGUGUUUAAAACGUAA
Messenger RNA from Eremothecium cymbalariae DBVPG#7215, 2685 nucleotides. It is a transcript of the gene AKL1, whose product is annotated as serine/threonine protein kinase AKL1. The record is from RefSeq and is a predicted model, not a curated record. Bases 1 to 2685 code for a protein of 894 amino acids. NCBI's taxonomy places the organism in Eukaryota, Fungi, Ascomycota, Saccharomycetes, Saccharomycetales, Saccharomycetaceae. Gene Ontology annotation, biological process: actin cortical patch assembly; peptidyl-threonine phosphorylation; actin filament organization. Gene Ontology annotation, cellular component: cytoplasm. Gene Ontology annotation, molecular function: ATP binding; protein serine/threonine kinase activity. The transcript has a single exon.